CCUGUAUAAAUGCUAUCCCGAAAAACACUGCUGUAUAAGUGUGUACUUUUUAUUACUACGGAAAUUUAUUCACUCUUACUCUGUAAGCAAUUACGCCUCUUGGUUUGAGACGUUCGGCACAAGUGCGCCAAACGGCCUCUUUGUAGGUCCAGAAAAGUUGGGAAACCAAGAUACCUCCUAUCCUCGUGCGAAAAGUUCCUAUAAGUCAGGUUUAAGGAGGACUUCUUUAUUUAUUAUUUGCAAAAUAUGCGGUUAGUUUUAUACGGGUAUCGGAAAAUUACACAUUGCAAACGUCUUAGAAGAUGUAAAGAGCUGCGUUUUGAGCAUUUCCUCUACAAGAUUUUAUCGAUUUUAAACAUGCAUGGAAAAUAAGUGGGAAAAAUACACACUGCUUAAGGAGUGACUUUUAUCGUAGUCAGGUUUACACUGUUGGCUGGGAAGAUGCACCUUUUAAAUCUAACAUGUCGCCUCAUUGAAAACAUCUGGAAUCUUUCCUACUAAGCUUUGCGAUGCCACCACUAUCAACACCACUGUAGUUUUUUUAAAAUUCGGAAGUGUAUUGAAAAUUUUCCGCAUACUGUAUCGACCGGUCGUGGCCUUUGAAAGCAGGGAUCAUACCCGUCUUGGGAAGACAUUGAGUCUUCCGAGGUUUCCAUCCAUAAUUCAAAUCGCCGCUGAUCUCGAUAUAAGAUUAACGGUGGCUGAAAGUGAUAGCAAUAGUGGCGGUUGGUCACGAGAUCAGUUGAGAAUCGCAGACAAGUUACUGUCCAGUCGAGGUCCAUCGGUGGUUGUCGCGGUGUUACACGUGAUUGGCGGCGAUGGUAAUGGCGAUUAUCAAUCCUCAGGCUUCUUGCUAUCCCUAAUACACAACUGGUUUCGGCUUGUCGCCAUUUCUUGUCGUAUUCCUAGCCAAAAUAUUUGAGCAUCUUCUACCACAGUUAGCGGCAGAAUUCGGUCUCUCGCGCCUAUUUCCCAGUCCAGUGGGAUACCCUUUAGUUAUGCGUAAACGGAAAGAGUAUGUGGUACUGGCUGACUUCUGUUUUAUACGGUGGUAAUAAUAUCUGAUCUAGCCGGCCUCAGUGAUGUGCCUUGUGUCAUAACUUAUUACGGGGACCUGAUUGGUUCAGAUCAUUCCCCAGCACCGCGCGCACAGAAAUCUUUGUCGUCGCCGGCGAGGCGUCGGGCUUAGAAGACCAACGAUUACAUCGUGAAGCAGCGAUGAAGAUCAUGUCUGAGUCACUUAGACUGUCAUUGGAUGGUCCGAACUAUCCUUGCAAUGUUGAAGCGGGUGCGGAUUGUGCUAUUCGAGGUGAAGUCGAGUUAAUUCACUCGCAAAACAGUUCUCAGGCAACGGCUAUCGAGAACGACUCAGCGUUCAUAACCGUAGGGGUGUCCAGUACUGCUGGCAACAUCGACCAUGCCACAAUGUCACAUUCACUCUGUUUCCGUGUGACACUUAGUUAUUUGGGCCGUCUUCCUCACCAAACUGUCGGCCGUUAGUCAAGAGAUGUACCCUUUGGUCAGAAAUGAGAUUUAUAAGUGCUUCGUAGACUAACCAAGUGGUUUGGCUGUGUAGCACACCGGAAACCACAUUCUUCGGAUCUUCGGUGUUUGAUGCUAGUGCGACUAUGCCGGCGUAGUCCAAAUCAGUCAGUUGGUGUCCAUAUGUGCAUCACCCAGCACUCUUCCAAAAAUCCAUUAAAUGAUAUCUUUACUAACAGUACCAGUGUACAAAGUUACAAAUGGGAGGGUUCCGGUCCCUGCCGGUAUCAAUCUGACUUUCCGGGUGCUGGUUUUUGUCAGUUAGUCGUGUUGUGAGACGUUCAGUGCCCACACGGCCGGUGGGUCUUCUAGCGAUGACAGCUGUGGGUAAAUUCUGAAAUUCUGUGGAUGGAAAUCGGCCUGAUUGGCCGAUCAAGCCAAAAAAGUCAACAUGUGACAUAUUUUAUCUGCCGUUCAGAAGGAAGUCCUCACCCGCCGUCACUGACUGUAACAAAUGAAAGCCCUACUUAAGUCAGUCGAUCUGGCCGCUGGCAGAAGACUUGUUGGGUGCUGCGAGCGCUCCAAUUUUCGGUUUUAGGGUGGUUUUUCGAGUCCGGGAGGUUGGUGUGCAAAGAGCCGGCCAGAUCCGCUGUCGCCGACCACCACGCGUGAGGGAAGCGUAUAGGGCGCCACCUGGGUCAGAAUUACAGUAGCAGCAGGUCUAACUGACAUCUUCCCACGACCUGGGCUUUGCGCGUGAAGGACGAGUGAAACCUGGAGAUAUUUGACCACCACCGUUUGAGGACCAUUUUGCGACUGAAGUUCACCGACUUCGUCUCAAAUGUGACAGUCCGCACUCGCUGCGACAUCGCAAGGAUAACUCAGGCCAUCCAAGAAAGACGACUGAGGUGGUUCGGCCAUGUUCUUCGUCGUCCACCGCCGGAGCUCAGUGUUACUGCCCUCGAUCCGACACCGUUGCUCCAUUGGAGGCAUCGAAGAGGGAGUUAGUUGAAACCCUGGCUCGACUUGAAGGUGGUUCUUGGACCUUCGGUAUUUGGUCUACGUCGUUGACGAAGGGAAUGGGUUGAGCUGUCCAGAUCUGCUGCUGCGGAUCGUCACGCGUGGGGAGGUGCAGUUCGGCACAUCAUCGAGGCCGGCUAGAUCAUGCAUGAUCGCAGCCGUAUCAAGUACAUGUACAAUCUGAUUCAUUUGCUGACGUUGCCUCUGCGUUGAACAAAUGCAUGCCUCUUCUGUUUCGUACCACCCCCGUUUUUUUUCUACCUAGGUUCGACGAAUCCCAGCAGAAACUGGUGAACGAGGAACUGAACGUCGCUUACAGUAUCAUCGAUGGCAUACCUUGUCUCAUUCCCGAGGAGGGCGAAAUGCGUUCCUGA
Molecule: messenger RNA, 2876 nt
Organism: Spirometra erinaceieuropaei
Lineage: Eukaryota; Metazoa; Platyhelminthes; Cestoda; Diphyllobothriidea; Diphyllobothriidae
Source: the annotation of a GenBank genome assembly